AUGAAGAUCCUUCAGCGGACAAAGCGAGCUCUCCCACCCCUUCCACAGGUCGCGGAGCUCAUCAACAAGCUUUCCAACACACCAGAUGAAGAUUUGCACGAAGUAUUGGGCAAGGUCGACGCGUGGACCUGGCCGAGAUCCGACCUGAACGCAUGGAUUAAAGUACUCAACAAGUUCGACGCCAUCUUAGAAGAUGUCAUCCGCGAUUACGACGUCGACAAGCUUCAAGUAAACGUCUUCACGCCAUCGACCAAGAAGACAGUAUGCGAGAUCCUGCGCUUCGAGAGGCUUUUGUUGGAGAAUUCGACAAACAGAAAGACAUUCAGUUCGUACGACCGCAUCAAUGGUCUCCUCUCCUCGUCUGAUCUCGAUGUCGUUGUGCUCGCUCUCAACCUCCUCCUGCGUCCCGCUCAACAAUAUUCCGCUCAACCCGCCGUCUCCCGGGCAUUGAGCAUCUCUACCCCCCGCCUCCAAUCACUCGCCAAACGCUGGCCAAACCUCCGUGAAUAUGGCGUCAGCCUUGUCGACCUCGUCGCUCCCAAAGGUAAAGAGUCCGUCGAGGCUCUGCCUGCUGAAGCUCGUGAAGUGCAUUUCACCUUCUACAAAAGAGACACGUCCGCGCCUUCUAAGGAUGGGGAUGCAUCGAGGGAGAUGGACGUGGAUGCCCCAGAUGUCCCACAGACACCUCGUAAGGGAUCGACUUCAGCAUCGACAGGUCUGAGUGCCACCCAUGCGUCCGGAGUCGUCAAAUUACACGUCGAUGUCCACACAUUGGAGUCGAAGCCCACCAUGGACGUACUCGCUGAUCUUACAGAUGCGUUCAACGUCCCCGAAGAAGAGAGAUUUGAGCUCAUGUGCCGCAUUCGCUCUGCGCAAGUGCUUCUGCCCGGUCGGGACGAAGAUCGGGAAAAGCUAGUCAUUAUUCGUCUUUUGGCGAAUGCCAUCUUUGUACACACUCACAGCGAGCACCAAGCGCUGUCGUCGCUUUUCUUGUAUGAGCCCGACCUCAUCUCUCAUAUCUCAGAGCUUUUGGCCCUGGACAGCGGCGUGCCCGUCACGGUGCAGACUGCCGCUGUCGCAGCCCUAGACGCGAUGGCGCGGUAUAGAACUAAAGUGCAAGACGUGUUGGCCGCCGUCAAUGCAGGCGUCAAUCACGGGACGCUAAUGGCGCUCUUGCGCAAGACAGUGGCGGACGUCGCCAGCUCAGAAUCUACUCUCCCACAAUCUUUCGUCGACGCCCUCCUAUCAUUCGUCACAUUCCUAGCGUCCCAUGCCGCGGGAGGCAACAUGGUCGUGGGAGCCGGGCUUGUACCAUUGCUUAUCCAGAUCCUUGAGAACAGACUAGCAAACAGGCUCCCUGUUGUAUCGAAGGCUAUGCAGCUUGUAGAUAAUGUGCUGUACAGUUUCGCCAAUGCGUUCCAGCUGUUCUGCAACAAUCGUGGGGUCGAUGUUCUUGUCGAUCGGAUUGAGUACGAGGUCGACUACGAUAUCGCAGAGUUUGGAGGUUUGGAGCCAGUGCAAGAGGUCCCGAGGUCUUAUGGCCAAUUACCCGUUGUUCGUGCCGCUGCGUUGAAGCAUAUCCUGCGAUCGACGCACCGUAUGAUGCAGUCUUCCGGUACAUCUGAAGGCUUGCGCGGCCUGAUCGACUCAUCGCUACUCAAGUCGAUCAAGAAGAUAAUCGAGCAUCGCAGUCUCUUCGGCCCAAGCGUAUUGCCUCUCGCGAUCAACAUCAUGGCGUGUUUUGUCCACAAUGAGCCGACGUCAUUAUCGAUCAUCCAAGAAGCCAAUCUCCCCGAGGCUUUUUACAAAGCAGUCGAAGCAGGACUGGAGCCUGUCAUUGAGGUCAUCCAGUCAAUCCCGAACGCACUGGGCGCUCUAUGCCUCAACCAGGCGGGUCAGGAUCAGUUGGAAGCUCGCCCCACCAUCAUCCCGGGCCUUUUCUCCAUCUUCACAUCCGAGAGGCAUCAACGUGUUCUGCAAGAUAAAGAGAAUGCGGUACUCAUCGGGACGGCCGUCGACGAGCUUAUCCGACACCAUCCGUUCUUAAAGGCUGCCGUAUUUGAGGCCAUCAAGUCGACGCUCAGUAAAAUUGAAGAGCUUGGAAAUGCGUACCUCGUGCCGGACGGCAUCAAGUCGUGGUACUCGUUAGUUCCUUCAUCACCGCCCGCGGUUUCGGCCGAUGGAGACGUAGUGAUGGGUGAGUCGUUGACCACGGCUGUGGCAGCCGAAGCAUCUGCGUCGAACGAUGCUUUGAAUAGCGAAGAAGUAGUAGAGAAGUCCCACGAGAACAUCAUCAUCUCGUACAUUGACGUGCACUGCAGAUUUUUGGAGGGUCUUUUUCAGCAUGCGCCGCAUUGCAAAGACUUCAUGUCGAGGUCGGACGGCUUAGAGCGCCUGGGUCGCUUGACGGAAUUACCCUGUGUACCGUAUGAUUUCGCUAAUAGUGUGGCCUCAGACUCUUUGGUGCAGGUCAUACGCACAAUGGUGGAUGCGGACCGGCAUGGCACUUUAACGUUCUUGGCGAAGUUGGUGAAGGUAUCCUUGGGUGAAACUAAGGAGUUUUGGAACGGCGUUAAGCAGGAGUCGCAGUUGCUGUCACUUCUCAACCUCACAGCGGAGUCAACUGACGCAGCAAAUUCGACGUUCAGAAAGCUGGUCACCCUUCACAUUCGAGUUACUCUACUCUCCGACAUCUACGCGACCGCAGGUUACUCUCACGCGCGCUCGUCAACGGGAUUAUUGUUGACGCUAAUGGGUCGAGGCUCCCCUGACAUCAUGCUUGAUUUGGGCUCGCUGCAUCGCGUAUGCAUCUGGGAGAACGUUCUGUUGAAGAGCGCCUUCCCUACGAAAUCUUCGGAACUCAAGUCCGCAUUCUCCAUUUCCCCGCUUCUCGGCUCUCCAAGCCGCACUUCGACGAUCCUUCCUGAAGGCGACGCUGCGACGGCAACAAAUGGAGCACAGCAAGGCCUGACUGCAUCGACUGACGAUGCAGCGGUUACUCAAGAAGGAACGGGAAUUGAUGGCGCAAGGGAAGACAAUGGGAAGGCGCUGAGACAUAUCGCCAACCAAAUCCCAGCAGCUCUAUCUCCAUUCUUCCAAGCUGUCGUGAAGCUAUUCUCGACCCGUCGUACUCCUGACCCCCCGCAAAGGCAUCAGAUCGUGGAGUCGGCUGCGGUUGUCGCCGAGGUGAUGUUGAAACACGUCGAGUUCAACGAGUUUGACGACAAACUGUCCUCUUCGUCCUACUAUACCUUCAUGCUCGGGCUGGUCACGACACUGUUAGUAGAUGGUAUACUCAUUUCUCGAACAUCCUCUCGUCGGUCUCUUAUUAACACCUUGUACCCAGAACGGACCGCUCAAAAGACCUUGCACACGGUCUUACUCGAUGCGUUUUUCCGCAAAGGAGGACUCAAUGCUGUCAUCGAGAACGUCCGUCGAUUCAUGAGUACGGUCCACGAGGUGUCUCUGACGCCCACCGAACAUCGCUCGGAGACCGCGCAACAAGAACUAGUUCACGCGUUCGGUGGUAUCAAGGUGGCCUUACACCUCCUCCUCCCGUUGGUAUCGCCAAAGCCCAUCUUCGACUCAAGUCAGACCAUCAUCCUCGUCACUCGGGACAAGAAGGAUGGAGACCCUGAUUACUUUGAGGUCCACAACUUCCUUGUUCAGCUCAGAUUGGUUGUCUUCCCUGUGGCUCGUGACCUGUGGGAGGCAUCGUGGCUAGUGUCGGCCCCGCAAGGAUUGAUCAGAUCUGUUGUACAGGUGACUCUCGAGAUCGUGAAUGGCGAGAGCGAGGAAGGUCACGGCGACGAAGCAGGCCCUCCAACUAUCCCUGGCGGGCCCGGAUUUCUGCGCUCAGCUCUCCCGGACGAGAAUCGUGUCCGCCAGCUCACCGAUAUGGGAUUCCCGCGAGCAUCAGUCGAGCGCGCUCUGAUGCGCACCCACAACAACGUGAACGCCGCCACUGAGUUGCUGCUGGCGAAUCCGUUCCGUUUCGCUGCCGCGAUCCAAGCACCACCACCAGGCCCGGCCGAGGAACAAACCAACGAAGUUCCCCCAGAGGUGCCGGUGCCGGUCCAGGGCGUGGUGCCUGCUCAGGAAGAUGUGCUGGCACAGGAAGAGGUACCGGCACAGGAAGAGGUACUGGCGCAAGCAGAGGCAACAGAGGCCCACACAAUUCCAGUCGACACGCCAACGGUACAGCAGGAGCCUGUGCCAGAUUCAAUAACGACAACGCUGCCGCCCGCUGAAGUUGAGAAUCAGGAGGAAGAGCAGCCUAUUGUGAAAGCGUCUGAGCUGUUACGGAAGGAGCUUGAUGUCCUGAGAGAAGAGGUAAAACCAAAUCUCGGAGCGCUGGCUCUUCGUUUAGUCGAUGAGCAUCAUGCGUUGAUCUUCGACAUCCACGGUGCCUUCGUCGGCCGUCCUGAUGGCUACCAACAAGAUUCGAUCCGACUCCUUGUCGAUGAUAUCAAGAGGUUUGCACCGGACGCUGCGGGCUCUCGCGAGCAACAUCUUGCCGUUCGUUGUCGGCUUCUCGCACUUGUCCUGAAUGAGUCCCCCUCCUCAUUCACUUCCGUCGUCGCUGGAAGUGAGGUCGAUUUCAUGGCAAUCCUCUUAGGUCUUAUCCAGUCGGAGCACAUCGCGAAUGGCGCUGACGCAUCCACUGUGCACAAAUGGCUCGCUGCUCUUCUCCUGGUAGCUGAGGCUCUGCUUGUUCUUGGGGAGGAACCGCGCUCGAUCACUUUACCCAAGGAGGGUGAACCAAUCCAAUCGGAACGCCUGUUAGAAGGACCACCGUACACAGAAGCUCGUCCUGUGUUAUUUGAUGUCGCUCUGGGCAUCUUGAGGCUGACGAAUCUACCGCGCGAUGAACUGCUUGCGUCGCUGCGUUUGCUAGUGCUCCUGACGCGUGAUCAUGAGAUCUCUCUGGAGUUCAUCAAACGUGACGGCGUGCCUCUUUUAUUCCAGUGUUUGAGAUCAUCAACAGGUGGGGUCGCUGGCAGCCAGUCGUACAUUACCAUCAUCCUUCGUCAUAUCGUUGAAGACCCCGCUGUGGUCCGCUUCAUCAUGCGGCAAGAACUCCAGCGUCUUUUCUCUCUGCCGCGGACUCGUGUCACUGAUGUACAGAACUAUGUCCGCCAUUGUAGCAGCAUGGCGUUGCGAGAUCCUGAGACUUUUGUGGAAGUUACUCAGUCCCUUUGUGAACUUGAUCGUCCGUACUCCAGCGCAUAUCACCUCCAUCUGAAACCCACAUCCCCCGCCGAGAGCAAGCCCGAAUCCACGAAGGAGGUUUCCACCGAGGCGUCAUUUUCACUCAAUCUUCCUCCUGCGUCUCCGCCUGAAAGCCUAGAAACCGUCGUUCAUUUCUUGUUGGCCGAACUGAUGAAGGCAGUCAAGGUUCCUGGUGGUCACUCGCUAGACGUUUCUCGUGAGCACCACGCCACCGGAUCCAACGAUCAUCAGAAGCAGCCGGUAUCGAGUACGGAAGGCAAGAAGGAUUCGGUACCGUCCAGCGAUGCUACCAUUGACACUCCUUACUGUGGGUUCCUGAUGCAGUGUCUGACUGAACUGCUUUUCUCGUACGACAUCUGUAAAGUGGCGUUCUUGUCUUAUUCUCCAAAGAAACGUGCUGUGACGCCCAAGGACUCCUCGAGCCGACAUAGGAUGGUUGCGCUUCAUUUCUUGCUCUACGACCUCAUCACCUACGGCACUAUCUCGGAGCCGACUGGAGAAGCCCACAAGCGAGUCAUACUGUGCAACUGGGCGAUGUCCUUGAUUGUCGCGCUCUGCGUCGAGACCUCUAGCGCACCGGAUUUGAAGGACGUGUCUCCCGAGCUGAUCUCCGUCCGAAAAUUUGUUCUUGAGGCUGUCAACCGAGCCAUCAAAGAUCUGGCACCAUCCGACACGAUGGAUGCGCGAUAUGGCAGGCUGCUGGCUCUGUCGGAUCUUUGUAACAGACUACUCACAGUUCGCUUCAAUACGGUGGUGCGCAAGUCUCAGAUCACGGAGGAGGGCCCCACGCACAUCGCGAAGAUCAUGCUGGAGAAGAACUUUGUUUCGACACUCACGAAUGCGCUUGCAGAUGUCGACUUGAACUUCCCUAAUGUCCGUGGAGUCGUCGCAGCUAUUUUGAAGCCUCUCGAAGUGCUUUCGAAGAUUGCGAUCAAAAUGAGUCGUACGUCGGGCAAGGGUAAACACGCCGUUGAAGGUAAGGAAGACAUGGAGGAUUCAGAACUGUCUGAAGAGGAAGAACCGGACGACGAUGACGAUGACGAAACGGAUCGAGAAGAGACCCCCGAUCUAUACAGAAACUCGUCGCUCGGAAUGUACGAAAUGGAAGAACACAUGGAAGAGGACGAAAUGGACGAAGAUGAAGUCGACGAUGAUGACGACGUCGACAUGGAAUUCGGUGACGAGAUAAGCGAGCACACAUCGGAUACCGAAGAGGAAGACGGCGGGGAUGAGGAUGAGGACCUCGAGAACGAAAGUGGUUCGGAAGAGGAAGCAUGGCGCGACGUUGAUGAGGAAGAUGAAGAUCUAGUUGAGAACGAGGAUGAGCCUGUAGUAGACGGAGACGACGAUGGUGACGAAGAUGGUGACGAAAAUCCGGGAUGGGAGGGUGUCGAGGUCGGUCAAAUUCCUCCUCAUAUCGUUGAUAGCCCGGAAGAUGAAGAUGAGAUUGCUGGAGAUAUUCCCAUCUAUCAAGAGGCAGAUGAAGACGACGAAGACGAUAUCGGCUCGGACGAAGACCUCGGCGCUGAGCUAGGGAUCGUCGAUGGCCAUGACGGAGGCCCGACUAUUCCUGGCGACGUUUUUGGUUUCCAAAACGAGAUGCCAGAUGGCAUCCCAGAUUUCUUGGAAAGCCAUCCUGCAGGGGUUAUAUUCUCCCGUGGACCUAGAGGAGUUAGACGCUUGGACGAUGAAGAUGAGAUAUUCGGGCGAAGUCGCGCGCCCGUUCCGGCUGCAGACAUCGUGACACAUCCUUUACUCCUCGAAUCGGCAUCUGGGUCCUCACACGUCCCCACCGGUCAGGGCAGAGGGGUUAGACGAUCGCAGCGAGGCAUCUUCCCUGGUGAUGGCCAAGAUUUUAUCCAUGCUAUUGAGGACAUCAUCGGCGGUGGCGCUGUGCAUCUAUUCCAACACAUAUUCAGUCGUCGUGAUGGAGCUGCACCUGAAGCCGUUCGUUUGGAUGUUCCGGCUGGGGCGCUCGUGAAUCUGGAGCGUGGGUUACUAGGCCGCCGGACUGGUCCCGUCUCAGCAUCGAUUCGCAUUGAGCGAGCUCCUCGUGCAGGGGAGAUCCGACCUGAAAGCCGACAAUUCGAUCCUCAGAUCACUCUCCAACGUUGGCUAGAAGAAGGAAAGAUCUUGCACGGGAAAUUCUCUGCUGAUCGAUUUUUGAAAGUCCCUAACCACAUCAUCCUGACCAUGCUCCCCGCCGCUAUCGAAAAGGCGAAAGAGGCAAAGGUACUUGAGCAAGAAGCAGCUGAGCGGGCGGAAGCGGAGACAAGAGCUGCCGAGGUUGCUGCUGCAGAAAAGAAACAGCAAGAGGAUGCAGAACGGGCUGCUCGCGAAGAGCAAGAGGCUAUCGCUCGUCAGGCAGCUGAAGCUUCCGCCGCGGCUGAACUGGUCAAUGGCCCUCCUACGAUAGUUGCAGAUGACGACACGGAAAUGGCUGACGCGACAGCUGAAGUCCUACCUGAGUCAUUGCAUCUCGAGGUUCAAACGGCCUCUGAACCUACCAUCGCCAACCAGGCUGUACCAGGCACCUCCGCUGCUCCCGAGCGCGUCACAGUCAUGAUCCAUGGUAGUCCAGUGGACAUUACUGACACUGGGAUCGAUCCGACUUUCUUAGAAGCUCUACCUGACGACAUGCGCGAAGAAGUUCUAAAUCAACAUGUUCGUGACCAAAGAGCGGCUCGAGUCGAGCGGCCAGCAGACUCGCAGAUCAGCUCAGAGUUUCUCGAUGCCUUGCCACCCGAGAUUCGCGCGGAGAUCCUGCAGCAGGAAAGAAUCGAGCAGGCUAGGCGUCGUGCGGAGGAGUCUGCAGAGGUACAAGCGACAGAUCCUGGGACCGCGGCGGAGAUCGACCCGGCAAGUUUCAUUGCGAGCCUCGACCCUCAGCUACGACAAGAUGUCUUGAUGGAGCAGGACGAAGGGUUCAUACAGACGCUUCCUUCGCACAUGAUCGCAGAGGCUGGGAUCUAUCGGGAGAGAACUCCUCGCCGAGUCACCGCUCGAUAUCCAGGCGGACGUGCCGAUGCCGCUUCUGCGCCUUCUGUUCGGAAACCUCCACCUCCACGAGACGCCAUCCAACUCUUGGAUAAGGGUGGGAUUGCCGUUUUGAUCCGCUUACUCUUCUUCCCCCAAAUUUCCAAGAAGAGUUCGCUGUUCAAGGUUCUUGUCAACCUCUGCGAGAACUCAAAAACCCGGACGGAGCUGUUCAACCUCCUUCUCAAUAUCUUGCAAGACGGCACAGGUGACCUAGCAUCCGUCGACCGCAGCUUUGCGCAAAUGACAUUCCGCAAUUCGAAGGGUCCGACGCAAACGCCUAAAUCUGCCGGCAAGCAAAAGGCCGGGUCUGACUUCUUCUCCAGCUCUCUGCCAAUGUCACACCUUCCCAGUGAAGUCGUACCGGAUCUCAUUGCUCAACGAUGUCUGGAGGCGUUAACCUUCAUCGUUUCAUCCAACGAACUCUCUUCUCUUUUCUUCCUUACAGAACAUGAAGUCCCUGCUAGCUUCCGCAAAAUUGUCUCGAGAAAGGGCAAGGGAAAAGAGAAACAGGCGCCUCAGACACAAUAUCCCAUUGUCCUUUUACUCAGCCUCUUAGAUCGGGAGUCGCUUCUCAAGACUCCGUCCAUUCUGGAGUCUGUGGUCAGCUUGCUUGAUACAGUCACUCGCCCGUUGACGAGCUUGAAGGAUACUCAACAGAAGGCAGGCGAGCCCUCAGCGAGCGUAUCGACGAUCUCUGCACCUGCAUCAGCACCAGCACCAGCGUCAGCAACCUCUGGGCUUGCUAUACCACCAGGUGAAACGAUUGUGCUUGCAGCUCCGGAACCCAGCGCAGAAGCAGAUGCAGCUCCCGAGCCACCAAAAGACGCCGUAACCCUCACAGGCGAGACCAUGGAGGAGAAGAUAUUGCUCGCGCAUCCGCCCCAGAUCUCACAUUCUGUACUUCGCCUCAUCGUGAAUAUCUUGACUGUUGGCGAAUGCGGCGCGAAGCCUUUCCAUCACAGCUUAUCUCUCAUUCAACAUCUGUCAUAUAUCCCUGAUGCUCGAGAGGUGAUCGCUCAGGAACUCCGGGCGAAAACACAAGAUUUCGGGCACAGUCUAUACCAGGACUUGGAUGAGCUAGCGAACGCGCUGCAAGGGUCUGAAGGGGACGUUCUAGCUUCCUCGGUCGCCUCGAAGUUUUCUUCGCCAUCUUCUGACCAAGCCAAGCUCUUACGGGUUUUGAAGACCAUCGACUACAUGUACUCCCCCAAGGCAGCCACCACUAGCGAGACCGAGAAGAGUGACGACACCGAGAAGAUCCAGUCUAUCUACGAGUCAUUCAGAUUCACUUCGUUAUGGAAACGAUUGGGCGACUGUCUCUCAAUCAUUGAGCAAAGACCAGAGAUUGAGCAUAUAGCGACGGUCCUCUUGCCGCUCAUCGAGUCCCUUAUGGUCGUCUGCAAAUACGUCGGCUCGAGUUCAACGGGAACGGCAGCCCGCAUCUUGCGAGCCGCCUCUUCGCCAAAAUCUCCAACUUCGGCCCGCGAAUCAAUGGAGGACUUGUUCGUGACGUUCACGGACGCCCACCGCAAGGUGUUGAAUGUCAUGGUCCGCAACAAUCCUUCUCUCAUGAGUGGCUCGUUUUCUCUUCUUGUUCACAAUCCUCGUGUGCUCGACUUCGACAACAAGCGGAAUUAUUUCAACCAGCAGCUUCGCCGACGCCCGCAUACGCGCGAGCAUCAUGGAACGCUCCAGCUCAAUGUCCGCAGGCAGCGUCUUUUCGAAGACAGCUUCCAGUACUUCCACCGACGCACCGGAGAACAGAUCAAGUACGGCAAGCUCAGCGUGCGAUUCUAUGAUGAGGAGGGUGUAGAUGCUGGAGGAGUCACUCGCGAGUGGUUCCAGAUCCUUGCUCGUCAGAUGUUCGAUCCAAACAAUGCUCUGUUCGAGCCCUGUGCUGCUGACAGGUUGACAUAUCAACCGAACAAGGCGUCGUGGGUCAACCCGGAGCAUCUGUCGUUCUUCAAAUUCGUCGGCCGCGUCAUCGGCAAGGCGAUAUACGAUGGGCGGUUGCUUGAUGCUUACUUCGCAAGGAGUCUAUACAGGCAGAUUUUGGGCAAACCGGUGGAUUACAAGGACGUAGAGUGGAUCGAUCCAGAGUAUUACAAGUCGCUCUGUUGGAUAUUAGAGAACGAUCCGAGCCUUUUAGAUCUAACGUUCAGUGUGGAGGGUGACGAGUUUGGCGUAACGAAGAUCGUCGACCUGAAGGAGAACGGUGCAUCGAUACCUGUGACCAUGGCGAACAGACGGGAAUUCGUGCAGCUUUCGGCACAGUACCGUCUAUAUUCUUCGAUCAAGGAACAGUUGGAGCACUUGUUGUCCGGCUUCUACGAGAUCAUUCCGAAGGAUCUGGUCGCCAUUUUCAACGAACAGGAGCUCGAGCUCCUCAUUUCUGGGACACCAGAUAUCGAUGUGGACGAGUGGCGGGCCGCUACAGAUUACAACGGAUACACUAGCUCUGACCCUGUGAUAGUCUGGUGGUGGCGUGCUCUCAAGUCGUUCAAUCGGGAUGAGAGAGCCAAGGUUUUGAGUUUCGCCACGGGCACUUCGCGGGUGCCUCUGAGCGGCUUCGGUGAUCUGCAAGGCGUUCAGGGCGUCCAGCGUUUCUCGAUCCAUCGGGCGUACGGAGAUUCGGAUCGCUUGCCACAGGCCCACACUUGCUUCAAUCAAAUCGAUCUUCCGCAGUAUUCGUCGUAUGAGAUGUUGAGACAGCAGCUGCUGUUGGCUAUUAACGAGGGCGGUGAAGGGUUUGGAUUCGCAUGAGACCGGGUAAUGAAGCGGAAGUUAUAACUAAAGCGUUCGUGAGUAGAAGAUCUUGUAGGACUUGAAGUAUAGCAUGCAUUGUAGUUUCGGUGAUAAUUCAUUUCGCUUGACAUCU
Heterobasidion irregulare TC 32-1 is the source of this 11149-nucleotide messenger RNA. RefSeq lists its product as uncharacterized. Gene Ontology annotation, biological process: proteasome-mediated ubiquitin-dependent protein catabolic process; protein polyubiquitination; positive regulation of protein catabolic process. Gene Ontology annotation, molecular function: protein binding; ubiquitin-protein transferase activity. The transcript is spliced from 20 exons. Lineage: Eukaryota; Fungi; Basidiomycota; Agaricomycetes; Russulales; Bondarzewiaceae. The record is from RefSeq and is a predicted model, not a curated record. The coding region runs from base 1 to 11034 and encodes 3677 amino acids.